Messenger RNA from Caenorhabditis angaria, 671 nucleotides. The record is from the annotation of a GenBank genome assembly. Lineage: Eukaryota; Metazoa; Nematoda; Chromadorea; Rhabditida; Rhabditidae.
AUGUUCAAAGUUCUUGUGUUGUGUUCUAUUUCGGUCGCAUAUGCUUUUCCAUUUUUCACUUGGAAUCAACCUGUAUGGUCGUGGCCACAAUUAGGGUAUAUAAAAUUUAAUUUGGGUUUGCAAAAAAUUAUCAGAUUUUCAGCUAUAAUCAACAACAACAACAACAACCACAGAAUAUGUACCAGAAUCAGUAUCAAGAUCCAAGUCAGAACGUAAUUCCAGUCAUUUAUGUUGUAGCUGAACAAGACUAUGAUGGUUCUGGAAAUUCAACAUCAGCAGAAGGAUCAGGAAUUUCAGCCGAGUAAGUUGUUGGGAACUUUUGAAUCUGACUCCCGAAUCAGCAUUAGGAUGUCAAAAAAAUUUUAUUCAAAAUUUCAUAGAACCCGAUUCAAAACUCUUUUUUCAUGUUCAAUUCAUUUGUUUCCAAAAUUUCUAAUUUUCAGAAUAGUGAUUGACUACAUUCAAUCAGAUGAUGGCUCGGGAACAGAGUAAGUGUUUUUUGAUCAACAAGGUUAACCUAUUUUCUAGCCUAUACUUGAUUCUUUUCGCCUCAUUCUCUAUUUAAGUGCCCCUAUUCCAAUAUUAUCUGAUAACACUUGCAUAACAUUUGAUUGUUUUGCAGAUACCAAACUACGAAUGAUAAUACAACUUCGAUCGAAAACAAUUAUUGA